Messenger RNA from Ahaetulla prasina, 7480 nucleotides. RefSeq lists its product as uncharacterized. Gene Ontology annotation, biological process: cell-cell adhesion; cell migration. The transcript has 11 exons. Gene Ontology annotation, cellular component: catenin complex; adherens junction. Lineage: Eukaryota; Metazoa; Chordata; Lepidosauria; Squamata; Colubridae. Gene Ontology annotation, molecular function: beta-catenin binding; actin filament binding. Bases 1969 to 6318 code for a protein of 1449 amino acids. The record is from RefSeq and is a predicted model, not a curated record.
GGGUGGUUAAUUCGGAGCCUAUCCAGUUUCGGGGGGGAAGGGACUGCGAUGGGCCUGCGUUAGGCUGGCUUAGGGGGAAAAAAAAUCCUUGAUCUCUUCUUCAUCCGAUAAAGUGGAAAAGGAGCUUUUGGCCCAUCACACGCAGCCGGAAGGAAUUUUGCCGCAAUCUGGCCCAGAUUAGAGGUUCUUUCGGGUGAUGGUAAAAAAACAGAGAGGAAAGAUCCGCCUGGCACAGCAUUGCUGGAUUUCGAUUAGCAUUGAUUGGUGGGGAGCGGAGCGAAGGAGAUGCGUAAGCAGAGCAAAAAGCACGAGGAGGGCCCUCCUGUGCCCUUUCAUCCCGUUUAAAGCGGUGUUUCUCAAUCUCGGUAACUUUAAGAGGUAUGGACUUAAACUCCCAGAAUUCCCCAGCCAGCAAAGAAUUCUGGGAAUUGAAGUCCACUCUUAUUAAAGUUGCUGUGAUUUGAAAAACAUUGCACCCACUGGGUCCCUGCUCCCUUCCCUUCUAUGAUUGAUGUAACUGGAAGUUCUGUUCAGGUCUUUUCCCCAAGGAGCCGAAGGACGUGAGGCAACCCUUAUUUAUUUAUUUAUUUAAUCAAAUUUUUAUACCGCCCUAUCUCCCGGAGGACUCAGGGUGGUUUACAACCUGAUAAAAACACAAGAAUAAAUACAAGAUAAAAACACAAUUAAAAAAACUUAUUGAAUUAGGCCAGAUUUAAAAUUAUAAUUAAAAAUAAUAAAAACCCCAUUAAAAACUAAAUUUAAAAUUAAAAUUCUAGUCCAGUCCUGCGCAGAUAAAUAGAUGUGUCUUAAGCUCGCGGCAAAAGGUUUGAAGGUCAGGAAGUUGACGGAGUCCUGGGGGAAGUUCAUUCCAGAGGGUGGGAGCCCCCACAGAGAAGGCCCUUCCCCUGAGUGUCGCCAGUCGGCACUGCCUGGCGGACGGCACCCUAAGGAGUCCCUCUCUGUGAGAGCGUACGGGUCGGUGGGAGGCAAUCGGUGGCAGUAGACGGUCCUGUAAGUAACCCGGCCCUAUGCCAUGGAGCGCUUUAAAGAUAGUUACCAAAACCUUGAAGCGCACCCGAAAGGCCACAGGUAGAAUAGAAUAGAAUAGAAUAGAAUAGAAUAGAAUAGAAUAGAAUAGAAUAGAAUAGAAUAGAAUAGAAUUUUAUUGGCCAAGUGUGAUUGGACACACAAGGAAUUUGUCUUGGUGCAUAUGCUCUCAGUGUACAUAAAAGAAAAGAUACGUUCAUCAAGGUACAACAUUUACAACACAAUUGAUGGUCAAUAUAUCAAUAUAAAUCAUAAGGAUUGCCAGCAACAAGUUAUAGUCAUACAGUCAUAAGUGGAAAGAGAUUGGUGAUGGGAACUAUGAAACGAUUAAUAGUGCAGAUUCAGUAAAUAGUCUGACAGUGUUGAGGGAAUUAUUUGUUUAGCAGAGUGAUGGCCUUCGGGAAAAAACUGUUCUUGUGUCUAGUUGUUCUGGUGUGCAGUGCUCUAUAGUGUUGUUUUGAGGGUAGGAGUUGAAACAGUUUAUAUCCAGGAUGCGAGGGAUCUGCAAAUAUUUUCACGGCCCUCUUCUUGAUUCGUGCAGUAUACAGGUCUUCAAUGGAAGGCAGAUUUUAAAAAUUAAAGAUGUCUCUUAUAUACCAAAAAGAAGAAGAGAGAGAGAGAGAGAAAGAAAGAAAGAAAGAAAGAAAGAAAAAAAGAAAGAAAGAAAGAAAGAAAGAAAGAAAGAAAGAAAGAAAGAAAGAAAGAAAGAAAGACAGACCAGACAAUCAUGCAUCUUUUCUGCGGCAUCUCCCUUAAGCUGGUAUCUGUCUGAAUAGUUCCUUGAAAAGGAAAACUAUCUGGGUUGUCGUUUUUAUUUUUCAUGCUGAAAAGAAAAAUGUGAAGUGAAUUCAUGGUUCAGCAGCCUGCUGGGCUUUUUAAUUAGUGGACUAUGAGACUGGGUUUUUUUUUAAGCUCCAAGGAAUGACGUAUGGGGAGAAGAUGGCAAAGACAGAAGCAGUAGAGUGCUUUUCUCUGUAUGACAUCAGUGCUAUUGUUUAUACCAAAUCUGCACAUAGAAUUAUUUUGCCCAUGAUUGCUGAACUAUACAAUUUAAUAAUAGCAAUUGAGCAGAGAGAAAUUACCCAUGAAGCUUUUGCCAAUUUAGAGACAACUGCAGAAGAAUUAGCAAAAGCUACGGAAGAACUUGGCUGUAUUGCUAAAAGGCUGGCUGAAAAAUCUGGUGAUGAGGUCCUUGAGAAGGAGAUGGUGUCAGCAACUCAAACUCUCCUGGUAUCAGGGAAAAACAUCCUUCUUGCUGUUCAGAAGCUUCUCAUUCAACCCGAUGUUUGCAGCUCUGUAGAAGAAUUGGCUGUUUCUGCAAAAAGGAUACUUGUGGGAACCAUAAAAGUUCUCUGGGCACAAGAGGAUUCCACCAUCAGGCGGAUAAUCCAAGCUGCUCAUUGGCUAUUUGAUUGCUUGCUGAUGCUGGACUCUGCUAAAGAUGUAUCAGCAGUGCUAAGUGCUUCUCACCCCUUUUCAGAGACUCUUCUGUUAGUCACCAAUCUGACAGAAAGAUUCCUUUGGGAUCUUAAAGAAUCUUUGCAGCAGAAACAUUUAGCUCAAACCCUGCAGACCCUUAAAAACAGCAUCCCUAUGUUAUUCACAGCAAAAGUCAGCCACCUUCAGUAUCCCCAUGAGCAACAAAUGAACCGAUCCAAAAAUUACAUUUUUGACUUAGCAAAAAGUAAUGUAAAAAAGUUGAUAUCCCUGUUGAAGAGCAACAUAGGAAGAACAAAAAAACUGCAUGAAAGGUAUGGCUUUUUUCCCCAGCAUUUGCAUCAAUUUCUAGGCCUUAUGUCUAGUCCACAGCCAAUUCAUCUACGUGAAGAUAAAUUAAACUUACCUGUAGAAGUUCUAAUUUUCUAUUGCAUGCUGUUUGCUGAUUCAUCAAGAGCAACUCUAAAGCAAGAGCUAAUUCAACUUUGUCGUCAUUUACUGAAAUUCAGAAAAGCGAUUGUGGAUGUAAGCACAUUUAAUGGCUUUUCAAAGGAAAAUAUAAAAGAGGAAUGUUUUGUCGUGAAAACCGAAUUGGAACAUCUUAAUCAAAUAAUACGUUCUGCUGUUAUCUAUCAGAUUUUUGAUAAUUUGGUUGAUAUUAAAGACCCCAUGAGGAAACUGAUAGAAGCUGCUAUGGAGCCAUGUUCUCAUGUUGGAAAGGAAGGCCUCUUAAGAAAAUUGAAACCUUUGAUUACCACAUUCUUCAGUCAUUCCACACAGAUGCUUAAAGCAGCCGAUUUGAUUCUUGUUACAUGCACAGAAAGGGAAACUGUUGAAGAUAUUGAACAGUGUAUAAACCAAUUUAAUAGGCUUCUUGCCACAGUGCCUGGUCUCCUGAGUGAACUGAGCCUUUUUCCAGGAAAUGGUGAUGUGUCUAAAAAAUUAAACUUCUUGUCUCAAAUAUGGUCAAGCACAACAGAAAGUUUGAUGAUGUGUUUGGACAAAAUACUUGAUUUGCAUGAAUUCCUUGAUGCAUCUGUUCAAGAGAUGGUGAGACACAAAGAAGCAAGUGAAAAAGCUUUAGAUAUGCAAGACUUCGAACAUUUUUUGGGGCACACAUCUAGAUUGUGCAGACAAGCAACACAGAUAGUUGAGUUUAUUAGUAGAUUUGUGGCCAAAGCCAGAGAUCCCAUUUUCCGGAAUGGGCUCUUGGUUUUAAUUAAACAACUGAAAAAUGCCAUAACACAGACAGAUGAUAGCAUAAAUUUGUGUAUGGUAAAAAUGACCAGUCUGCAAGCUAAAGAAGAAUAUUCAAAGAGGACAAAGGAAUUGAUAGAGUUUGCUUGUAAUGUCCAAAAGGGGCUAGAUGAAUGUAAUCAGCCAGAUAUUCUUAGUCCACUUCGGGAUGGUGUCCAUGAUUUCAAUAUUUCCAUAGAUGUUCCAAAGGCUCUUGCUUCACAGGAUCCUAUGGAAUUUAGUACACACAGUUUCAUAAAACAAAAUAGCUCAAAUAAUGCAGAAUUGCUGGUCGGGUCUUUGGACAAAUUUAAACCGCCCUAUUGUCCUUCUCUGGAAUUUCCCAGAAGAAAUAUUAUAUACCGGAAAGAUGCAGUCAGAACUAUUGAUUUACACCCACUGAUUAGAGAGCUGACAACAGCAACAAGUAUACAUGAUGCCAUACGCCUGAAUGGUAUUUGUGCUGAUUUGCUGGAGCUGGCUAACUGUUGCAUUGAUGCAGCUAAAGAAGCCUUACGGAUUGUUGAGUCACCUAUGUCUGAUAAGCUAUUGCAUUAUAAAGAAAUAGUGGGGUUAAUCCCUCAUUUUAUUGGAUUAGCUAGAGAAGUAGAGGCAAACCCUGUUCUCAAUUCAGAGCAACUGCUGCAAACAGCUAUUUUGCUUUCUGAGAAGAUUGAUGAAACAAAGCACAGUCUGACUUUUGUUGUAAGUUCUUGGUACAGGCUGGCAAGGCAGUUAAUUGGCUUUAUGCCUCCAUGUAGUUCUCAUGACGAAAUCCAAAGUUUCGAUGAGAUCAUGGAGAUUUUAGAGACGCUGGUUCAGUUAAUUAGCAAAGUGGUCCAUUCAGAUGACAGAAAAUUGCUCCCCGAGUGUUCCAGCCUUCAGGAAAUUUUCCUGCGAGUUCAAACUAAGUUCACUUGCGUACAAACCAGAACAAAAUACCUACUUGAAAAAGCACAGGAUAUUAGUAGAUCUCAUCCUGAUUUCACUAAACAGGACAGAUUUGAUGCAAGUUGCAUUCUGUGGUCUGUUACUAUCCAAGCAUUGUUAAAUAUUGUAGAUCAGUUUAUAGGAAGAGAUGUAUUGGCCCUAAAAGAGUUACAAACUAAAAUGAAAUACCGGCUUUGCUUGCAGAGCACACUGACAAUAGUAUCUGAAAAUUCUGUUAGAAUACAGGAAGCUGCUAAGUUGUCAAUUCUGUUAUGUGCUAGACAAGGUAUUGAGAAUGAGAUUCCAUCUCAAAUAGAACAGAUCAAAAUAUUGACAGAAUCUCUGCUUCAAGUUGCAAAUGCUCUGGCAGUCUCUCCAAUUGCUGCUCCUAGUUUAUUGGUUCAGUUUGAAGUUCUCCAAAGAAAACUUGCCCUAACAGCCAAAGCCAUCUUGCUUCAACUGAAUGGACUCAAUGGAGAAUACUUGAGCAGCAUCCAGAGUGUUGUCAGAUUAAGCCAAUUUAUAUCACAUGGCACUGGAAGUAACAGUGACCUCAUCCAAAAGGAGACCUUUGGAAGAAAGGCAGCCUUCCUCAAAGCAAAUAUCCAAAUGGUGGACAAAGUCAUCCGGGAUGCACUGGAGGAGCCAUCCAAAUUCCCAAAGCUGAAAGAGAAUUUACUUGCCACUACAGGGAACCUUCUCCUUCUUACUGAUGAAAUUAUGGGACUAGCUGGACAAUUCCACAGCCAAUUAGACCAGCAUCAUCAUCUGGUAGAUAGUCUUCUAUAUGAGUGGUCUGCUAAAGCUGGUUAUCUUGUGAGACAGCUUCAGUCCAUGAAGGGCAUCAGUGAAACAGUUCUGCAAGUUGUUAGAAGGUGCUUACAAAAUGAUGAGGAACAUAUUUAUUCCAUCCAGCCUUCCUCAUUGAAGAAAGAAGAUUAUACGCAGCAUCAGAACACCCUAUCCUCAGGACACAAAGCCAUCAAGGCUGGAGAAGGAUUUUUUUCUGCCAGUAACAAAAUUACCAUGUAUUCGGAAGAUCUUCCAAGUGAUUUCCAGCCUAGUCACUCUGAAUGCAGUUUGAGUCCAACUUCCUCACUGGGAGACUUGGAGAACCAUGGCUGUCUUAUUUCACAAAUAAUUGAGGAAAUGAGAGUUCAAGUGUCAUACAUGGCCCAGUUUCUAAAAAGGAAAGGGCCAAUCAUGACCAAAGAGGAAGUCAUUGCCACGGCUAUUCAAGUUAUUGCUGGAGGGGACGCACUGGUGAAAUUUGCUGGCAGAAUUACAAAGGAUUGCUUAAAUGAAAGAUGUGCAGCUGAACUGCUGUGUGCCUUGGAGAAAACCAAAACAAUUAACUAUCAACUUAGCAUCGUUACCCGGGUAAUUGCAUCAACAGGUAGCAGUAGAUCGUCUGUGGAACAUCUUGUAAGCAAUGCUCAAAAUCUGUUCCAGGGAAUUCUUCAAAUGUUUAUGGCAGCAGAAGCCGCUUGUGUCAAAGGUUUGCAACACCCAUCCACUGAUACAGAAGAAUCAAAUACAGCUACAUUUUGCAGCCAAUCGAGGAAGAGUCUUGGUUGGUAUGGGGCGAAGGAAAGUUUGAAUUCAGACAAAGAGGAGCUCGGACUCUGCAAAACAGGACUGUGGCCCAGCCCACUUUCACCUCUGUGAUCUUGGAACUUCAUUAUAAUAGCAGUAAAUAGUCCAGUCCAGGGGUGAAAUGUAAAAUUUAUUACUACCGGUUCUGUGGGCGUGGCUUGGUGGUGGUGGGAUAAUGUGACUGGGUGGACAUGGCCAAUUUUUUUUUUUUAACUUUUAAAAGCAUUUUUUUCUACAACCUCUUCAGCCGAUGAUCAGGCAACUCAGCUGGGAUCGGCAGAGGAGCCUUUUAAAAGCAUUUUUUCUACAACCUCUUCUGCCGAGUUGUUUUAGUAAAAUAUAUUCUUUACUUUAGAGACCCCUGUAAAUAUAAUAUUGUAUGCCUAAGACUCCAACAGACAGAUGUCCUGGAGAAUACUUCAAUAUUUCUGAAUGUUACUGUUAACUACAUUGGCUGACACAAUGUACCUUAGAUUAUGUUUUAAAAUACAAAUUAUAGCUAUAAAAAAACUAAUCCUUUUUAUUGGCUCGCUUAUUCUCAUCCAACAGCUGCCAUUAAGCCUGGGUGCAGAUAUCGGGUGGGGCGGGGUAUGUCAAUUGCAUAUUUUAAAAUGAAUGGGGCUUCUGUUGAUCGAUCACUCUGCUAAUCAAAUAAUUCCAUCAACACUGUCAAACUAUUUACUGAAUCUGCACUACUAUUAAUCUUCUCAUAGUUCCCAUCACCAAUCUCUUUCCACUUAUGACUGUAACUUGUUGCUGGCAAUCCUUAUGAUUUAUAUUGAUAUACCAUCAAUAUGUUAUGAUUUAUAUUGAUAUGACCAUCAAUUGUGUUGUAAAUGUUGUACCUUGAUGAACGUAUCUUUUCUUUUAUGUACACAGAGAGCAUAUGCACCAAGACAAAUUCCUUGUGUGUCCAAUCACACUUGGCCAAUAAAAAUUCUAUUCUAUUCUAUUCUAUCACGCCCACAAUUUUGAUGUUGGGGGAAAGGGUGCUAACCUUGAUAGAAACAUAAGAGACUUCCACAGAAUUCCCAUUUCAUCCUAAAUUUAAUGCUUGCAUCUCAAUGCUUAGCAUUUGGAUGUCAACCCCUCUUCACCUCUUUACACAAUUUAUUCAGUUUGCUUAGUGAACUUUUUUCUCAAUCAUUUGCCCUAAUUACUUUAUGCUACUCACCUUGCAAAAGUGAAGCUUUUGAUUUUUGCAAGAUCAAAAUUCAGCUGUAAUAUUUUGCCC